AUGGAGUAUCGGCAUUCGAAAAAAAACAAGUUAGUACAGGCUAUCUUGAAAGAGAACUGGGAAGCAGUUAGAAGCUUUUUGCAAACUAAACCACAAUUGGUUAAUACUUACGAUGAGGUCGACGAGACGCCGUUAAUUGACGCUGUGUGGGCCGACGCACCAGACAACGUGUUGGAGAUGAUGAUUGACGCAGCAACAAGAGAGAACAUAAAACACGAGGACAGCCUGCAUCAAACUAUUCUCCAUGACUUGGCGAUGCAAGGACGUGUAUCAGCAUUAAGACGCGUGCUGCAAAAACCAAACAUCAAUGUUAAUGGGAGAGACGACAAGGGACGCACACCACUACAUAUCUGUCUAGAAAAUAAGUACAGCCCUUAUGGAGAACACCGCGAAAUGGCAAUGUGCCUCAUGGAACAUGGCGCUUUAUUAAUAAAAGACAAGAAAGGAAAGACGCCUUUUGAUUUGUAUGAUAGGAAUAAAUGUGGUAAAUACGGCGGUCGAUCCAUCAGACGAGAGAAGAAGGAAGAACUGAAAAAGUUACUUUUAGCCAUGAUACUUCCUGCACAAAUUAAAGUCAGAGGAAAAGAUGCAGUUACUGCCUUUGUCAAUGAAAUUGAAAAAGGUGAAAUGACGUUGGUAAAUAACAGAGUGAUGUUUCUAGGAAAGGAAGGGGCUGGUAAAACCAGCCUUGUAAAUUCCAUUCUUGGAAAACAAUUCAAUGAGAAUGAACCAUCAACUUGUGGUAUUCUAACAACAACAGCAUUUCAAACUGUUGGUGAAGACUACAACAAGUGGGAGGAACAUAAGGAUGUAGACGUGUAUGAAUUAACCAAGCAAAUACGAGAGUAUAAUAUAGCAGAAGGUAUUGCAAGGAAGUUGGAACCACUAGAAGACCAGGAAACCACAUACAUGUCCGUAUCAUCCAGUCCUUCAGAAUCUCAUUUGGAACCACAACCUACAAGUCUAACUUCAGAGAAAAAGGAAACUUCUGAUGUGUCUCAGAGUGCUGCAAAUGUUCAGUUCGAUAGACUCCCAGAAGAAAUUUUAAAAAAAGUUGUAGCUAAUCUUGACCGCCAGAAUCCUGAACCAAGCAGGAGCGCAGAAGAACCAAAACCCGGCAUUUUUAAACGAUUCUUCAUGAAAAUAACGAGAAACAAGCCUACUAACAAAGAUGCACGCUUUGAACGUGUUGUUGAACGUGUUGUUGAAAAUGUACCUAGUGAUGUAGCAUGUUUAUGGGAUUAUGCAGGCCAAAUCUCAUAUUAUAUAACUCAUAGGUUUUUCUUGACAGAUGGAUCGUCAUAUGUCGUUGCUUUUAGUUUGUUUGAGCCUUUAAAUGAAUUGGCAAAAUCAAGAGGUCCACUAAAAGAUCAGUUUGAAAUGACUAAUCUCCAAAUGAUUAUUUUCUGGAUACGGUCAAUAUAUGAGCACGCUGUACUACAAUAUAAUGUAAGUACGAAAUUGAUAAAUGACACGAUAGCCUCACCCACAAUCAGUUUGGUUGGCACUCACAAAGACAAGUUAGAGGGAAGUGAGGAGGAUAAACAGAAUCAGAUUGAAGCAAUAUUCAAAAUAAUAUUUGAAGAAAUCAACGGGAUGCCAUUCGAAGUUCAUGUUGACAGAACGAUGUAUGCUGUGGAUAAUACAUCAGCAAAUGACAAAGGGAUUGAAGAAUUAAAAAAAAAUCUCGGAGGUUACACAAAGCAAAUGGCAAAAAAAGUUCCCACAAAAUGGGUUGAUUUCCAGUCGAAAAUCCAAGAAGUGGGGAAAACAACACUGCGCAUGUCCUUAGACGAGGUCAAUGAGAUUGCUGUCAAUUGUGGAAUUCCGAACGAAAACACCAUCCACAUCCUCAACUAUUUAAAUGAUUGCGGAAUCAUUAUGUAUUCGCCAACUAACAUCAAGUUGAAGAACACUGUGAUUACUAACGUGCACAUGUUGAUUGAAAUCUUCACAAAAGUUAUCACAACAGAAGAUCAGAGACCUGCAGUGAUGGCGUCAUGGCAUCUGCUUGAUAAAGGCAUUCUGAGUGAGGCAUUGCUACGUCGUCUGUGGAAACAUGAGUUAGAGGAAGACAACAGCAACUUUGAAGUUUUUAUAGAACUGAUGAAGGUUUUUGGACUGCUCUUUGAGAAACAAAAAGAAUCUGAAGAAGAUGAUCGAACAUUCAUCGUCCCUUGUCUAAUGAGUAUCGUUAAGGACAAGAACAUGGAAGUUGAGAAAGACAAAAAGGAGAUGGUAUCAAUCUACGUGACUCCAACAGACUUCCUCCCUGAUGCUGUCUACAGUGUAUUAGUCGUUGCCUUUGUCGACUUGAUGAAGAAGAAAGGUAGAAGCGAUGAUGCAAAAUUGUUUCGGAAUCGUAGUGACUUUGACUUUGACGAUGAUCACCUAGUGAGUCUGGGAGCCGUCAAAAUCAAGAACAUGCAUGCAUUGAAGCUUGAAAUAACACAUCGGAUUGAUGAGGAUGCAAAUGGUGAAAAAGUAAUAUUAGAACCGCACCCGAGUGUCUGUAUGGAGGUAUUAAACUAUCUCAAGCAUCAACUGAAGACUGUGUAUGGUACAACAGUAGGAAUCGGUUACGAGUUACACGUCUUGUGCAGCGUAUGUCAUCCCACGCAGCCAUCUCAUUUACAUACUCUUGAGAAAUGUUUAGAAAACAAUAAUGUUUCAUGUGGAAAGUAUAAAAUGAACACAUCUCGUUUUAAGGUCCUGUUUCAAGAAGAUAUUCAAGAUGCAUCCUUGUCUAAGGAUCUACCUCAUAGGCCCAUGUUCACAGAUUCCACCCAUGGAGAGCGGAUGCCAGGUAAAUCGGUUGAUGUUGUAAUUGUAAAAUAAGCAGACAACAUUGUAAGCCCAAAAAAAAAAAAAAAAAAAAA
This is a messenger RNA of Anneissia japonica, 2879 nucleotides long. RefSeq lists its product as uncharacterized. The coding region runs from base 1 to 2838 and encodes 945 amino acids. NCBI's taxonomy places the organism in Eukaryota, Metazoa, Echinodermata, Crinoidea, Comatulida, Comatulidae. The transcript is spliced from 20 exons. The record is from RefSeq and is a predicted model, not a curated record. Gene Ontology annotation, molecular function: protein binding.